Molecule: messenger RNA, 1562 nt
Organism: Umbelopsis ramanniana AG
Lineage: Eukaryota; Fungi; Mucoromycota; Umbelopsidomycetes; Umbelopsidales; Umbelopsidaceae
Exons: 6
Coding region: 27-1277 (416 amino acids)
Biological process (GO): endocytosis; actin filament organization; actin cortical patch localization
Cellular component (GO): actin cortical patch
Molecular function (GO): phosphatidylinositol binding; ubiquitin binding
Source: RefSeq, a predicted model, not a curated record
UUGCUUGAUUCUCCCUUUCCUCGACAAUGGGCAUUUUCUCGGAAGAAACGCAGAAGACAUCGGUCACUCACUAUGUCGACCGGCUUUCCAACUAUGACGAAAUAGAGUGGUAUCAGUUUCAACAGCUCUCAGAAGUUAUUCUCAUACAAGAAAAUGGGCCACGGGAAGCAGUGGAGGCCGUUAGGAAGCGUCUGAAGCACGGUACUUCUCAGCAAAAGAUCCGGGUUCUUGAAGUUCUUAAAUUGCUCAUGGAGAACAGUAACCAGCGGUUCCAUCGUCAGCUGACAUCCAACGAAAAGAUGCGCGAACGUAUCGAGAUCAUAAUUACCAGUCCGACGGAAGACAUGGAGCUUCGAAAGGAAUUGGUGUCGUUACUCGGAACUUGGUCUGCUAAAUAUAAGGAUGAGCCAGGUAUGCGCGCUAUCGCAGACUUAUACGAACUUGGAAGGUCCAAACUGGGUCUUGGAUCGUCACGACGGCCAAAGUCCCGCAGUGUGUCUUCUAGACCACCGCAAUCGCCUGUUCAAGUAUCUCCAUCUGCCCCAACCACAUCCAAUAUUAUUGAUGUUGCAGACGAUAUACCACCACCACAACCCGUUCGUGCUCCUCAGCAACCUCCUCCGACUAAGGAACAGAAACGGCGCUCGCUCCCUCCUUCAAAACCUGCUGCAGCAAAAACAAAGCCAAGAAGCAACACCGUCAACUCACCACAACAAUCUGGUAGUCGCUUCAAUUUCCAAACUGCAAAACCGAAAAUCAUCGAGCAGAUUGCUCUUGCUAAUCAGAACUGCAAUAAUUUGAUGAAUGCGCUCAAGUUAAUCAACACCGAAGAGGACCGAUGGGAAGUGGAGCUCCAGCAUGAUGCUCGCAUUCAAGAAUAUGUUGAAAAGUGUGAAGAGAGCAAAAAGAAGAUCGUCCGAUAUACUAGAUUGGUUGAGGAUGAGGACUGGAUAGGUACGCUUCUAGCUACAAACGAAGACCUACUUAAAGCUCUUCAAGCGUACGAAAUGAUGAGUAUUGGUGAAGCUCCGGCGCAAAUGCCAUCUCCUACUGCCAUGCAAUCAGCUCCUCCUCCACAACCACCACGUCCCGGCCCUUAUCAAACAUCUUCGUCUACACCCCCACCUAAUGAUGCACCUGUUGACAUCUCUGGAAUGCAUAUAUCUAUUCCUCCACCGCCGUCCAUGCCAGCUAGACCUGAUCCUGCAGAUCCAUUCGCAGAUCCAUUUGCUGAUCCAGAAACCCCUAUUGAGGAAUAUCCUCGCCAUCGCGACUAAUGUAUGAAGUGAAUUGAAUAUAUAUGAUUCGGUAAUCACUGUAUGCAGUGUUGACGGAUUGUGAUCAGAAGCUACCUAUCCCCAUGUUAUUUUUGUUACGGCUUUUAUCUUCCCCGAAUUGCUGGUCUUCUCUUUUGCCUUUCUACACUCUCAGAUUUCUACAUAGUUGUAUAUCCAACAUUGAGUCCCUAAACUGUCUCUUCAGUUUUUUGUGCUCGUUUUCUUUGCCUCACGUAUUAUUAAAAUUCUACUUUACGGACGGGUUUAUUUUUGCUCGCAAACAUA